AUGGGGUUCCGUAAGAGCUCCGCGAAGCCCAAGACCGGGCCGCCGCCCCCCGUCGAGGAUGGGGAAUCGCCCACCGUAAGGAUGCGCAACCUUGGCUACACGUACGCGACGUCCGAGACCCGCCACCCGAAGAAGAAGGAGGACAAGCACGCGAUCCUGAGGCGCAUCUUCGAGAGCGUGGUGACCAAAGAGCUGUGCACGGCCGCGCUCAUCGCGGACGGGCACAACGGCGACGCGGCCUCCACCGUCGCCCAGGAAUUUCUCCUCCAUGCGAUCUCCGCGAGGCUGGACCGCGCAGACGAGGCCGGUGCCUCAAGGCCAACCCUCUCUCCGGCUCGACCGUCACCGUCUGCCUCGUCAACGCCACCCGCCGCGAGGUGACCUGUGCGAACGUCGGCGACACCUUCGCCAUUCUCGUGCCAAACAUGUCGGAGUUCGGCGACAAGCCCGUCACCCUCUCGACGUCGCACCGCAUGAUGGACAACCCCGAGGAGAUGGAGCGCGUCAAGGGGCUCGCCGGCGUCGAGGUCAAGCAGGGCACAAACGCGCUCG
Messenger RNA from Emiliania huxleyi CCMP1516, 552 nucleotides. RefSeq lists its product as hypothetical. The transcript has 6 exons. Lineage: Eukaryota; Haptophyta; Isochrysidales; Noelaerhabdaceae. The record is from RefSeq and is a predicted model, not a curated record. The coding region runs from base 1 to 381 and encodes 126 amino acids.